Messenger RNA from Epinephelus moara (kelp grouper), 1797 nucleotides. It is a transcript of the gene wipi2, whose product is annotated as WD repeat domain, phosphoinositide interacting 2. Gene Ontology annotation, molecular function: phosphatidylinositol-3-phosphate binding; phosphatidylinositol-3,5-bisphosphate binding; protein binding. The coding region runs from base 187 to 1470 and encodes 427 amino acids. The record is from RefSeq and is a predicted model, not a curated record. Lineage: Eukaryota; Metazoa; Chordata; Actinopteri; Perciformes; Serranidae. The transcript has 12 exons. Gene Ontology annotation, cellular component: extrinsic component of membrane; cytosol; phagophore assembly site membrane. Gene Ontology annotation, biological process: protein localization to phagophore assembly site; autophagy of mitochondrion; protein lipidation.
UCCUCGGCGCACGCGCAGUAAGGGGGAGCAACAGCCCCUAUGACAAACAACAACAAUCACUACAGCGGGGCUGGAAAAACAGAGAUGGCUCCUUGAAGCUCAACACUUCUGGCCCUUCACAGUACCGAUCCCAGCCCAGCUGCUGCUAUUUCCACCGGAGCUUUAUAUGUCGAUGGUGCCGAGCCCAUGAACCUGGCCAGUCAAAGCGGGGAUGCUGGCGGAAGCCAGCUCCUCUUCGCCAACUUCAACCAGGACAACACGUCCUUAGCUGUUGGCACCAAAUCAGGAUACAAGUUUUUCUCCCUGUCCUCUGUGGACAAAUUGGAGCAGAUAUAUGAAUGUACGGACACGGAGGAUGUGUGUAUAGUGGAGCGUCUGUUCUCCAGCAGCCUGGUGGCCAUCGUCAGCCUGAAGGCCCCCAGGAAGCUCAAAGUCUGUCACUUCAAGAAGGGAACUGAGAUCUGCAACUACUCCUAUUCCAACACCAUACUGGCUGUCAAACUCAACAGACAGAGGCUGAUCGUGUGUCUGGAGGAGUCACUUUACAUUCACAACAUCCGAGAUAUGAAAGUGCUGCACACUAUCAGAGAAACUCCACCCAACCCGUCAGGAUUGUGCGCCCUGUCCAUCAGCAAUGAUAACUGUUAUCUGGCCUACCCUGGCAGCGCCACGAUAGGAGAAGUGCAAGUGUUUGACACAGUCAACCUGCGAGCAGCUAAUAUGAUUCCAGCCCACGACAGCCCAUUAGCAGCUCUGGCUUUCGAUGCCAGUGGAACCAAACUGGCCACAGCCUCAGAGAAGGGCACAGUCAUCCGUGUCUUCUCCAUCCCAGAGGGACAGAAGCUCUUUGAGUUUCGAAGAGGAGUCAAGAGGUGUGUGAGCAUCUGCUCACUGGCGUUCAGUAUGGAGGGCCUGUACCUGUCGGCCUCCAGCAACACAGAGACGGUCCACAUUUUCAAAUUAGAGACGCAGAAGGAGAAGUAUGUGCCAGCGGAGGAGCCCACCACAUGGGGAGGCUACCUGGGCAAGGUUCUGAUGGCGUCCACCACCUACCUGCCUUCUCAGGUUACGGAAAUGUUCACCCAAGGGCGAGCCUUCGCCACUGUUCGCCUGCCCUUCUGUGGACAUAAGAACAUCUGCGCCUUAGCUGUGAUUCAGAAGAUUCCCAGGUUGCUGGUGGCGGCGGCUGAUGGUUACCUGUAUCUGUACAACCUGGAUCCACAAGAGGGAGGGGAGUGCACACUUAUGAAGCAGCACAGGUUAGACGGCAGUGCUGAGCCAGCCAAUGAGAUCCUUGAGCAGGGGUCACAUGACCGCCCACUUGUGGCCCAAACCUACAGUGCUGCUGUCACUAAAGGUUACUGUGAAGAGCAGGGCGCCGUGGGCGGAGCAGGGCUAGAGGACGACCUCAACGACUUGCGCUUAGAGGAGGAGAACGAGCAGCCACCUCUCAUCCUAGAAACUGACUGACUGACCUAACGGACGGCUGUACCCACCAAUCAGAGGGCUCCUCUGGUGCUGCUAUGAACAUGUGACACAAGGGGGGCACGGGCAGGAUCAAAGACGGGGGCGUUUUUAAACGCUCAGAGUGUUCAUGGGCCUGUCUGUCAGUCUGUCUGUGCGUUUGUCUGUUCACAUACAUGUCGACCUUUCCUUCCUCCCUCCCUCCUUCCUUCCCUCCCUCCCUCCUCUCUCUUCCCUCAGUUUGCCUGCGCAGGCUAAACUGACGCUUUGCAUGUACAUGUGCCAACUGCUAAAAACAUGCUCCGAUGUGAAUAUCUGUGAGUGUGUGUGUGU